AUGGCACCAAAAGCAAAAAUCGUUUUAGUUGGCUCAGGUAUGAUUGGAGGAGUAAUGGCUACCUUAAUUGUUCAGAAAAAUUUAGGAGAUGUAGUUUUAUUUGAUAUUGUAAAGAACAUGCCACAUGGAAAAGCUUUAGAUACAUCUCAUACUAAUGUUAUGGCCUAUUCAAAUUGUAAAGUAAGUGGUUCAAACACUUAUGACGAUUUAUUAGGAGCAGAUGUAGUAAUAGUAACAGCUGGAUUUACCAAGGCCCCAGGAAAGAGUGACAAAGAAUGGAAUAGAGAUGAUUUAUUACCAUUAAAUAAUAAAAUUAUGGUUGAAAUUGGUGGUCAUAUUAAGAAGAAUUGUCCAAAUGCUUUUAUUAUUGUUGUAACAAAUCCAGUAGAUGUUAUGGUUCAAUUAUUACAUCAACAUUCAGGUGUUCCAAAAAACAAAAUUGUUGGAUUAGGUGGUGUAUUAGAUACUUCAAGAUUGAAAUUUUAUAUAUCUCAAAAAUUAAAUGUAUGCCCAAGAGAUGUCAAUGCACACAUUGUUGGUGCUCAUGGAAAUAAGAUGGUUCUUUUAAAAAGAUAUAUUACUGUAGGUGGUAUCCCAUUACAAGAAUUUAUUAAUAACAAGUUAAUAUCUGAUGCUGAAUUAGAAGCUAUAUUUGAUAGAACUGUUAAUACAGCUUUAGAAAUUGUAAACUUACAUGCAUCACCAUAUGUUGCACCUGCUGCUGCUAUUAUCGAAAUGGCUGAAUCCUACUUAAAAGAUUUGAAAAAAGUAUUAAUUUGUUCAACAUUGUUAGAAGGACAAUAUGGACACUCAGAUGUAUUUGGUGGCACACCUCUUGUUUUAGGUGCCAAUGGUGUUGAACAAGUUAUUGAAUUACAAUUAAAUAGCGAAGAAAAAGCUAAAUUUGAUGAGGCCAUAGCUGAAACGAAGAGAAUGAAGGCAUUAGCUUAA
This is a messenger RNA of Plasmodium adleri (nom. inval.), 951 nucleotides long. RefSeq names its product L-lactate dehydrogenase. Bases 1 to 951 code for a protein of 316 amino acids. Lineage: Eukaryota; Apicomplexa; Aconoidasida; Haemosporida; Plasmodiidae. Gene Ontology annotation, biological process: carboxylic acid metabolic process. The transcript has a single exon. The record is from RefSeq and is a predicted model, not a curated record. Gene Ontology annotation, molecular function: oxidoreductase activity, acting on the CH-OH group of donors, NAD or NADP as acceptor.